Messenger RNA from Thamnophis sirtalis, 548 nucleotides. NCBI's taxonomy places the organism in Eukaryota, Metazoa, Chordata, Lepidosauria, Squamata, Natricidae. The record is from RefSeq and is a predicted model, not a curated record.
CCGAAGCCGGGGUUGUGCUCAUGUGACCGCUGGCGGCACAGGGCUGGGGCUACUGAGAAGUGGCUGCAACUGCUGCCGCUUUUGCCCGUUUUUGGAACUGGGUAACAAGCGAGAGAGACCGGAGGAUUCGCUCCUCUCAAGGAUGCGAAGCCGCCUCGCCCCAAACAGAUGAUGGCGAUACGAGAGCUGAAAGUCUGUCUGCUUGGAGAUACUGGAGUUGGCAAAUCAAGUAUAGUUUGUCGAUUUGUUCAGGAUCAUUUUGACCACAAUAUUAGCCCUACUAUUGGAGCUUCUUUUAUGACUAAAACAGUCCCUUGUGGGAAUGAGCUUCAUAAAUUUCUAAUCUGGGACACAGCAGGUCAGGAGAGGUUUCAUUCACUGGCACCCAUGUACUAUCGUGGAUCAGCAGCAGCUGUUAUAGUUUAUGACAUAACUAAGCAGGAUUCAUUUCAUACACUGAAGAAGUGGGUAAAAGAAUUAAAAGAACAUGGUCCUGAAAACAUAGUAAUGGCUAUUGCUGGAAACAAGUGUGACCUUUCUGAUAUUAG